AUGCUGGAAGCUAAACCUGUUCCAACAGGCGUCCUGGAUCACGGCGUGGGCGGCUGCGUGGACACGGGGCUUGGUUCCCGGAAGCCCCCAGUGCCUGGCGUCCCGCCACCCCCAGGUAUUCUAGGGGGUGGCGGAGGCGGCACAGGAACAACAACUAACGUCAUGGGUGAAGUGCCAACUCCAAAGAGGCAGGCUGUGUUUGACAGGUUAAGGAGACGCAUAGAGAAUUAUCGGCGUAGACAAAACGACUGCGUGCCGCGAUUCGAUCAGUGUUUCAAUGGUGUUGUUGAGCAGAAUAUGCAGGAGACACUUAUACUGAAACAACGGUUUCUGGAAACAAAAACUAAACGAGCUGCAAAGAAGACCGAGAAGAAACAAGACAUGGGCCUGCAGAACAGUUUGCACACGUUCCUACGCACGGGCCACACAUCGCCGCAAACAGCCGGCGCGCACAGCCCUGAGGUUCCACACCAGCGACAAGAGUUUGGCGUAAAAAAGGUUUUCUGUCAGCAGCAGAAGUUCCUGAAGCGGACGGCGGAGGAGCUGGAGGCGGGCGGCGGCGCGGGCGACGGCGGCGGCUUCGGCGAGCCGGCCGCCAAGGUGCAGUGCACGGCGGGGGCGGGCGCGGGCGCCGGCCCGGGGGCGGCGGCGCAGGGCGCGGGCGCUGGCGCGGGGGCGCACUCGCCGGCCGCGGGCGGCGGGGCCGGGGGCGGCGGGGCCGGCGGCGGCGGCGGCGCGCCCGCUGCCGAGCCGCUCACCAAGUUCUCCGUCGAGAUCGUGCAGCAGCUCGAGUUUAGCGCCGGGCCCGGCACCGGCACCGGCAACAUCUCCACCAACGUCACCGUCAAGGCGGCCGCCGCCACAGUCAAGAGCACCGGCGCGGGGGCGCCCGGGGGCGGCGGGGGCGGCGGCGGCGCCGGUGGCGGGGGCGGAGGCGCGGCCCCGGGGGCGGACCCUGCGGGUGCCGCCACGACCGCAACGCCGUCGCCCAAGCCAGCAGCGCAGCCACCUCCCGACCUCGGUGCGCUCGUGGAGUGCAAACAGGAGCAGAUGGAUAGUGAGUUCGUGGACUUGGAGCAGUGCGCCGCCGCGCUGGAGAAGGACGCCAACGGCGGCGUCACCUUCCCCGGCCUGUCCGACCUCAUCGGCGACGACACCAGUGACGAGAUCAUCACCUCCGACGCCUUCAACGACCUCAUCUCCGAGAUUUCCGACUUCCACUCGGAGUUUAUGAAGGAGUUCGAUUUCGACGACCGAGGCGGUAGCGGAGGCGGUGGAGGCGGCGGUGGGGGUGGCGGCGGUGCCGGUGGCGGCGAUGCGGGGGCGGGUCGCGAGGACGAUAAGACGGGCGUGCUGACGGCGCCGCAGGCUCAGCAGCAGGUGUCGGGGCGGCUGGCGCCGUACACGUUGGACUUCAGCAAGGCGGAGCUGAGCCCGGCGGCGCAGACGCUGAAGCAGAUGGCGGAGCAGCACCAGCACAAGGCGCAGCUGGGCUUCGGCCGGCCGGCGCCCGGCGCCGCGCCGCCGCCGCCGCAGCGCUCGCCCUACGACUUCCCCUUCGGAUCGCCUGCCGGAGACUACGGGCCGGCCGGCGCCGGCGGCGCGCAGGUGAAACAGGAGCUGUUCGCGGGCGGGCAGCAGGCGCCGCCGGGGGUGGGCCGCCAGCCGCCCCCGCAGCAGCAGGGACAGCAGCAGCAGCAGCAACAGCAGGGGCAGCAGCAGCCGCAGCAGCAGCAGCAGCAGCAGCAGGCGCCGGCGCCGCAGCAGCUGUCGCCGGGCGGCGGCUACCCCGGGCCGAAGCUGGGCGCGGCGGGCCCGGGCCCGCAGUACUCGCCGCAGUACGGCGCCGUGCCGGCCGGCGCGCAGUACCGCCCCCAGCCGCAGCCGCACCCGCCCCCGCAGCCGCCGCAGCCCGCGCCCGGCGUGCCCAGCGCGCGACAGCCCGCCGCGCCAGGACUAUCGCUCAGCCAGGCGCAGCAGCUGUCGCUCCAGCAGCACCACAUACAGGUGACGGCGGGCCAGCAGCUGCAGCUGUCGGACCUGAAGGGCUACCUGGGCGAGUACGCGGCGUCGGCGUCGCAGUCGCAGACCAUCAACUUCACGCAGCAGAGCCUGCAGCAGCGCGCGGCCGCCUCGCGGGCGCCGCUGCGGCCCGGGCCGCCGCAGGGCGCGCGCCCGCCGCCGCCCGAGUACAAGGCCGUGCCGGCCGCGCUGGCCCAGCAGCCGCCACCGCCGCAGCAGCAGCAGCAGCAGCGCUUCGCCAUGCGCCGCCCGCCGCACCAGCCCAUGCCGCCGUCCGGCCCGAUGAUGCGACCACAGAUGGUGGGAGGUGGCUACCUGCAGCAGCAGCAGGCCAUGGCAGGCCUCGGUGUCGGGGUGGGGGUGGGAGUGGGUCUGGGCGUGGGGCCGCAUCGCUAUGGCGGCCCGCAGGCCCAGGGGGCGCCACCGCCACAGCAGCAGCGCCAGCAGCGGCCGCCCAACGUCAGUGUCGGGCCCGACACGGGGCUCGGGGCCCGCCAGGACUGGAGGCACCUCCUUGUCUCACAGCAGCAGAGCGCUGUCUUCAGGAAUGGAGCUGGCUCGGCUGCUGCUUUCCAGCAGCAGCAGCAACAGCACCUGCACCAGGGGUCCUUCAGUAUGGCUCAGAUGCAGCAACAGCAGCAGCAGCAGCUCGUAGCGUCUAGGAACCAGGGCAUGCCGACUUUGCAGCAGAUGAUGUCGCAACAGCAACAGAUGGGCAUGCCCCCAGGACCAGGCCCUGGUCAGAUGUCAAUGAACCUGCAGAUGUCACAGUCACUAUCUGCGAGUGGAGUGCCCCCUCACCAUACUUCCCCUCACCUCCCCCCGUACGUCAGCAGCCCAGUGCUACAGCAGCACCCCACCACCACCCCAGUGAGCUCUGCUUCAAACUCACAGCCUCCACCAGACUUCAGUCUCGAGUUCCUCGAACAGUUGCCGUCAGGAGAUUCGAGUCAGUUUUCAGCCGCAGAACUUCUUAAUUCCCUCGAUGCAGGGUCGUCGUUUAAUUUUCAAGAUAUAUUAUAGGAAUGGUUUUAGGUGCUCUGUGCACCGUAAUGCGGCAGCAUUUUCUAGAGUGUGACUGUGUUGAGUUCUGAGUCCAGGUCCUUCACUUGGUGGACAAUCUUAGUGAAUCACAGACAUACAGCAGUUACCAAAUAAAUAAGAUGCAGUAAGGGUGAUCAUUAGAAAAUAGUUAAAGUGACCUGUCAGACGGAAGAUUUAGAAGAGGAAUGGUACUGAGCGGUUAGGAUCUCGAGAGCUGAACAUGACAUUAACAUUCCAGUAUUUGUUCUUUCAAGAGAGUCUAGUUUGGUUUGACUGUUGUACGAGUACUCAUCUCGUAAAGUGUAGAAUGUAAUGAGGGACACAUUUAGGAAAUACAUUGGACAAUCGAAGAAUUCACUUUUAGUUAUGGCUGUGUGUAUCUGUAAGAAACAACAGUGUGGUAUAGUGGAACACUGAUAUUUGUGAUCUAGACCUGCAAGUCUGUUGUGAGCAGAAAUUCAACAUUGUGUCCUAUUACAGUGCACGUACACUAGCUAUCAAAUAUUGUAAUUUUAUUUAUGUGAUUCAAAUGCACAUUUCUCAUAUGCGCAGCUGGGGCAAACACAGAUAACUGUAACCUCAAAUAUACAGAUACAAACACAACAUCCUGAGCUUAAAACCCUGGCUAAACCUCAAAUAUAAACUUAAGAAACAGUGUUGCUGUUUUUCUGUUUUUAUGCUGAUUGCACAAUGUUGCCCACUUAUACAUACUUGUGUUCUCUUGCCAGUGCUUUCCAUUGUUUUUGUUGUAGUUAAAUUCAUUUAUAUUGUAUCAAACAACUCAAAUAAUUUUUAACUCAGUUUAAAUUGCCAUGAAAUCUUUAAUGUUUAUUGAUCAGCAAUGCUUUCACGAAACACUGCAACCAUGAUGUGGUAAAUCAUUAAAUAUUUAAGAGAUAAUUUCAGUGUGUAAUUAUAUCUUUAAAAUAUGUUAAUUCCUGUCUCAGUUGCUUCAUUUGCAAUAUUUUUUUGUUUAUGGUGUUUAAUAUGCACAAGCUGCAUCGGGAUGUAAAGUGUUUAUCAGACAACUUGUGGCAGAUGCAAGGAAGUAUUCAUGUGAUGCAGUGCAGCUACCUCAGGCUUGUGAAUGCUGUUGAAGUGGAGUUGGGACCACCUCCAACCACCGAAGCUCUCAUUCUAGUAUGGGAUCAACCUUCAAUCAUAAUCUUUACUAACAGAUCAAUUAAAACUUCAUUAAAUGUUGACAGACAAAAAUGAAUCAGUAUUUUUGUUAACAAUUUUUGCUGUUUAUUUUAAGGGCUUGCAAGUAGAAGUUUAUAAGACAUUGAUAGGGAUAUAAAGAACAUAUUAUAUAUACUUAUAAUAUCAUAAUGUAUAUAAUUUAAAAUGAUCCAGAGAAAAAAAAUUGUUGAUAUUAUAAUAAUUGUUGUUCUUUUUGAAGUUAGUGAUACAGAAUGAACAUAACUGUAUGGGAAUGGAAUCAUUCCUGACAAGUUUCAAGCUGAGCCUGAAGUAGAGUAGGUACUGGUUGAGGUACAGUCAAGCCACAACACCAGUAGUUUGCCAUGUAAUAGGAUCACACCUAGAGAAUGGGUUCAGAAUUGGGUAAUAUGCUUCUGAAAAAGUGUCAGGUUUCUUACAGCGAGUUAUUUUCAUUGUAAGUGAUGAGGGAGGCUGUGAAUGAAACAGUUACUUUUAGGUGGCUCCCUCUUCCCCAUAAGGUCAUUAGGAUCUUCGCAAUUUUGAGACUGCAAUCUAGAGGAUUUCUGUAGCUUUUUUUAGAUGUAGCUUUGAGGCAAUAGAAAAUUAUUGUGUGUGUUUGCCAUGACACUGUUUAUCAGUUUUGUUCAAUGUUUUAGUAUUGGGCAUAUAUUGCAUUGUUAUUGUUUUUUGAGGAAAAGUAAAUAGAGGAACAAUAGUUUUAAAAUUACAAUCAGGUCAAUAAAGAAAGCCCUUUCUAAAGUUAGUGAUUAGAAUUUCCAGCGCUAUGGAAAGUUAAUAGUUCAUUUUAACAUUAUCUUUGCUAGAAAUUAUAAUAAUAACAUUAGUAUCAUACACACAAUGUAAAUUUUCAUAUGAAGCAGAGAUUUAAACUUGGGGGUUUCAGUAAUAAGGGACUUAGUUUCCAAUUUUUUUUGCUUAAUCAGAAUGCAUUUGUGUCAGUUCAUUUGAUGUCCUGCCCUUUUUCAGUUACUAGAUUACAGUUUCUAAGUGCACAGUCAUUCCAGUGUGGAUGUAGUUGUGGUCAUAGUUGUUUCAUUUACAGAGGAUUAUUGUAACUGGGUGUUGCCAUUACACAUUAUUAGCCAUAUGUUACUAAGUUCAAAUAUUUUCAGAAUGAUUUUGACAGAAAAAGUAUGGUUAUUACUUCAGCUGAAGUUGACAAAUGUUUUGGUUUGACUGUACAUCAACCACAUUUCUGGUAUAUUGAUACUCAAUAUGUUGAUACAGGAAAACACCAAAUCUUUUUAACAUUUUGAUGAGACAAAGAGGAGAAAAAGUGUUCUAUGAGGAAACACAGUUUUCACUUCUCAGACUUUAUAUAUGAAUGUACAGUUUUAUGCAGUGUUGUACUAAGGUGAUAUCUGCGUGUGAAUGUGUGCAGCUGUGCCCUGUAGAAAAUUGUAUCAAUCUGUCAAAAGGGCACCCGCUUCUCUUGCCAAAUGUGUCAAGUACUGUAUGUAUACUUUUAUGAUUAUUUCAAAUGUUGUACAAGAUAGUGUUUUGUAUUUGUUCUGUAUUAAGUUUCCAUGCAAAAUUAUACAAACGUUAUAUUAUUAUAUAAUAUAUAUACAAGUUUAUCUAAAUUGA
Messenger RNA from Schistocerca gregaria, 5838 nucleotides. RefSeq names its product neurogenic protein mastermind-like. Bases 1 to 3045 code for a protein of 1014 amino acids. The record is from RefSeq and is a predicted model, not a curated record. Gene Ontology annotation, molecular function: transcription coactivator activity. Gene Ontology annotation, biological process: Notch signaling pathway; positive regulation of transcription of Notch receptor target. Lineage: Eukaryota; Metazoa; Arthropoda; Insecta; Orthoptera; Acrididae. Gene Ontology annotation, cellular component: nucleoplasm; nuclear speck. The transcript is spliced from 11 exons.